UAUUUUAUGAAAUUUUUUAAUCGACUUGUCUUUCGGUUGAGCUUUAAGAAUGAUAAAAAACGGACAUCAUGCCGAUAAAGAGUCAGAAGGAGGCGAGUCGUCUAAACGAGCUUCGGAGAAAAGGAAGCGGGUAGUGCGGGUAUGGUGUGACGGCUGCUAUGACAUGGUUCACUAUGGUCACUCUAACCAGCUGCGCCAGGCUAAAGCGAUGGGUGAUUACCUGGUAGCUGGAGUGCACACAGAUGAGGAGAUCGCGAAGCACAAAGCACCUCCGGUGUUCACUCAGGAGGAGCGCUACAAGAUGGUGCGAGCUAUAAAGUGGGUGGAUGAGGUAGUGGAGGGAGCGCCUUACAUUACUACACUGGAGACGCUUGAUAAAUACAACUGUGAUUUCUGCGUGCAUGGAGAUGAUAUUACGUUAACGGUGGACGGGAAAGACACAUAUGAAGAAGUGAAGCGUGCAGAUCGGUACAGGGAAUGCAAACGCACUCAGGGUGUGUCCACCACAGACCUUGUGGGUCGCAUGCUGCUCAUGACUAAAACUCAUCAUGCCAAUAUGGAUAACUCUGAGUACCAGCAGCAUGCAGAUAACUUUGGAAAGGGUCCGAAAGGCCACAGUCCAUGGACCGGUGUGUCUCAGUUCCUCCAGACAUCUCAGAAGAUCAUCCAGUUCGCGUCGGGUAAAGAGCCGCAGCCGGGUGACACCAUCAUUUACGUAGCAGGAGCGUUCGACCUCUUCCACAUUGGGCAUCUGGAUUUCCUGGAGACGGUGUUUAAACAGGCUGAGAAAGCUUACAUCAUUGUUGGACUGCACUUUGAUCAGGAAGUGAACCGAUACAAAGGGAAGAAUUACCCCAUCAUGAACAUCCACGAGAGAACUCUGAGUGUGCUGGCUUGUCGGUACGUAUCAGAAGUUGUGAUCGGAGCCCCUUAUGCUGUAGACAAAGAUCUUUUGGAUCAUUUUAAGGUCGCCCUGGUAUGUCAUGGAAAAUCUGAGGUUUUCCCGGAUAAGGACGGCUCCGACCCCUACGCUGAACCCAAAAAGAGAGGGAUAUUUCGCAGCCUGGACAGUGGGAACGGCCUGACCACUGACGACAUUGUGCAGAGAAUCAUUGCCAACAGGUUGCAGUUUGAGGAGCGGAAUCAGAAAAAGGAGGCGAAGGAGCUGGCCGUGUACGAAGCACUCAAGCGCAAAGAGGAAGAAGCCAAGAGUCAAACUGCCACUCAAUAACCACCAAAAAAACCCCCAAAAUAACAGACAAAGCAAGACGUACACUCCUGUAUUUUAACUCUUUCUUUUUCUUUCACCUCUUUGUUCUGUAUGUUCCCUAAAUACUGAAAUUUCCUUCCGCCAGUGCCAGUCAGUGAUUUUUUUUUUUAAGUCAGGAAUUCCUGGCACAGCAGUCACGGAGAAUACUAUUAGUUUGUACAUGCUAAUAUGCUGAGUUCCGUUAAAAAGAACAGGUGAACACACAGCCUCUAUUAGCCUUGACAUGCUAACACAGCUCUGUUGGCAAAGAUAGCCUGUUUCUCCUAGCCUGAAGUUAACUAGAGUAGCCAGGAAUGCUAAUGCCAUGUACCAAUAUUUUUAAAAAGCCGGAAAAUGAAUUAUUAGGCUGAUUUGCUGGUCAGUGAAGUACAAUACAAAGCACUCUUUUUAAUACCUGUUAGCAAGAAUGUGCCGGUCCAGAGCUCUUACUAACACUGAACUCUUUAGCAAAGCUCCAUUAGUGAGAAUGUGCAAGAAUAACGGUGCUAACUUUGUUAAAAGGAAUUUACCAUAAUGUUCCAAUAUUUCUGACUGGACUGAGGACAGCGCUACAGCAACUUAGCUAACACAGAUUACUUUGUUAGCCCAAAAUGACCAGCACAAAGCUAAUCAGAAAAGGUUUAUAGGGAUUUCCUUUCUUUACUGUCUUUACUUACCAAUUAUUAGCUAUUAAAUGGUAACACAAAGGUC
Trichomycterus rosablanca is the source of this 1960-nucleotide messenger RNA. It is a transcript of the gene pcyt2, whose product is annotated as phosphate cytidylyltransferase 2, ethanolamine. Gene Ontology annotation, molecular function: ethanolamine-phosphate cytidylyltransferase activity. The transcript is spliced from 13 exons. NCBI's taxonomy places the organism in Eukaryota, Metazoa, Chordata, Actinopteri, Siluriformes, Trichomycteridae. The record is from RefSeq and is a predicted model, not a curated record. Gene Ontology annotation, biological process: phosphatidylethanolamine biosynthetic process. The coding region runs from base 50 to 1231 and encodes 393 amino acids. Gene Ontology annotation, cellular component: cytoplasm.